Exophiala bonariae is the source of this 1512-nucleotide messenger RNA. RefSeq lists its product as uncharacterized. The coding region runs from base 1 to 1512 and encodes 503 amino acids. Gene Ontology annotation, molecular function: 1-alkyl-2-acetylglycerophosphocholine esterase activity. The transcript has a single exon. NCBI's taxonomy places the organism in Eukaryota, Fungi, Ascomycota, Eurotiomycetes, Chaetothyriales, Herpotrichiellaceae. The record is from RefSeq and is a predicted model, not a curated record.
AUGCUGUCUUUCCUCAAUCCAUUGCCAUCGUUACCCCCAUACACUGGCCCAGAGAAAGUUGGGACUGCAGAAUAUGAAAUACCCUUUUCUUCAUUAGGCUUGAGCCCGACUCCAAAAGAACUGCUAGCAUCGACAGUCAAAUUUCGAGUGUUCUACCCGACCAGAAAUGUCGCCGAUAUUGCUUGUGGUGUGCCAUGGCUUCCAGAGCCUCAAACAGCGCAUCUCGAUGGAUAUCUUCGUCUGGCUCGUCUGGGCCCGUGGUUGUCAAAGAUACUUCUCUCAGUCCCGUUGUAUCUGCGAUCGACAAUGAUGCCAGCAUAUAAGAAUGCGGCAUUGCACCACGAGGAUAGUCCACUGCCGGUGUUGAUAUUCUCGCACGGCUUGGUAGGCUGUUUGAACAGCCAUAGUGCUCUUCUCGGCGACCUUGCUUCUCGCGGGGUGAUUUGCGUCGCUGUCGAUCAUCGUGACGGAAGUGGUGCUUUAUCACUGGCACGCAAUGAAGGCUCAAAGGCAGCCAUUGAUCAACCGGCGGAGAUGACCUCCAUUUACUACAAGAACAUAUCGCUGAAAAUCAGACCAGGAGUCUGGGAUGCGCGCGAUACGCAAUUUCAGAUUCGCCUUUUCGAACUUUCGGCAACGUAUAAAGCGUUGGAAAUUCUAAACAGAGGAGAGGUUUUGACGAAUCUAGCUGGCGCCCCGGGAAUACCAAAUGUCAUUCCGACUUCAUCAUUAAAUCUCAAACCAGGCGAGGUCAUCUGGGCCGGCCACUCUUUUGGGGGUGCGACUCUCAUUCAGUUCAUCAAAACCAUUUACUAUGAGGGUGGAGCACAAGUCGCAAAGCAAGACAGCGGAAUUACUCCAUCAGACCAGUCGCUACUACUGCACCCUGCAUCCGCCAGCCUUGUUGAACAGAUCAAAACGACAUCUCCCGUGAUUCUGCUUGAUCCAUGGUUUAUGCCUCUUCGAUCACCGAGGACGAAGGCACUGCACUGGAAACCUCUUCCCUGCCACGAUACAACCGCAGACCAAGCAUAUGGACAGUCGCCCACGACCAUCGCCGUGCUCUCAUCCGAAUGUGCAUGGCACUGGCCACAAGUCCACUCACACAUGCCUCAAAUUCUGGCUCCCAACCCACAAACCGUCAAGACAGAGACGGAAGCGGAGACGAUUGAACUGUUCAAGGACUUGGUGACGCCGCGACACUUUAUGGACGAAUCCAAGCGAAAGAAUGGAAAAUCGAGAGUGACAGAGAAACAUGUUGGGGAUCGCGAGCCAUCUCCUGCAGGAGCGUUUGUAUUGCACGACACGACACACGUCACAUUGUCGGAUUUUGGACUGCUGUUUCCGUGGAUCACAUGGUGGUUUACGGGCCAGAAGGAGCCAGAGUUGGCGAAUUGGAAUGUUGUGCGUUCUGUUUUGAAAGUAGCGGGUUUGGAGGACAGGGCUGGUGAUAAUGGUGGUUACGGAAGUCAGCUGCAGGCUGACGCACAGCUGGAGCGGAUAUAUUAUUGA